Prunus armeniaca (apricot) is the source of this 351-nucleotide messenger RNA. NCBI's taxonomy places the organism in Eukaryota, Viridiplantae, Streptophyta, Magnoliopsida, Rosales, Rosaceae. The record is from the annotation of a GenBank genome assembly.
AUGGGGACUUGCAAACCACUUGGCUUUUUGUUGCAAGUUCCCUUCCUCGAAUGUCCUUCUUACCCGGGAACUUGGGGGACUAUGAGUAGUGCACUAUACAGUUUAGAAGACAACUAUGGUGUUGCUCGGCCAAUGCAUUUAAAAUUACAAGUCCCUAAUCAAGAAGUACCUUCUUACUCGUGUACUUGGGGGAUUACUAUUGGUACCGUAACUGACCAAGCAACUAGCUAUGCUAGAUCAUCCAUGUGCCAUACUUUGAGAGGUCAUCACCUUAGCCAAAGAAGCAUUACCUUAAGUCACAACUCUAAGAAAAGCAAGAGGAGUCCCACAUCUAAAAACUACAAGAAGUGA